This is a messenger RNA of Carassius carassius (crucian carp), 1458 nucleotides long. RefSeq lists its product as uncharacterized. Gene Ontology annotation, cellular component: intracellular membrane-bounded organelle. The coding region runs from base 69 to 491 and encodes 140 amino acids. The transcript has 2 exons. The record is from RefSeq and is a predicted model, not a curated record. NCBI's taxonomy places the organism in Eukaryota, Metazoa, Chordata, Actinopteri, Cypriniformes, Cyprinidae.
UGGUUGUCAGCCCUUCGGCCCUGUCUCAGGUCAGCAGUGAUCAUUUAGUUUUUUUUUUUUUUUUAGAUAUGUCAAGAACUAGUCGGAUCGUAAAGGACUCGGAGGUUGGCCAUCGUGAUGUGUUUUGUGGUGCGCGAGAUCGAGGCGGGUGUCCGUGCCAGCGUGAGGCUGCUGUUAGACACGAGCACAGCGAGCAGAAUGAUUUCAGGGGAAGAGAAAGACCACACAGUCAUUCUGUAGCUGAGCCACAAACUGCAGCAGGACCUGCGCCAGAGGCUGCUUUGGUGGACGACUGCGAGAAGCUGGGCACACUUUUCGGGGAGCUCAAUAAGUGUUUGAGGGGCAUUGGUUUCACCCAGCUCUACUUCGGAGAGAAGAUCGUGGAGCCUGUAGUCGUGCUGGUGUUCUGGAUGCUGCUCUGGUUCCUGGGUAUCCAAGCCCUCGGUCUUGUGGGAACUCUGUGCAUUAUUAUCAUUUAUAUCCAGAAAUAAGAGAUGUGAAGCUGGACAGACACAUGAAGGUUAAUUUUCCACUCACAGCCGGUGCCAGUGAAAGAGGAGAGACUCCUUUCUAUGAAAGAUGAGCUACGUGAAUGUUAUUUGUAAGUUUUACCUUGUCCCUAUAGUUGGGUCUGUGUCAUUAGCCUUCUUUUUAUGUGGGUAUGUACAAGAGGGUGAGUAAAUGAAGAUAAUCAGAGGAUUUACUUUAAGUACUGGAAUGAUUCCUGCAGUCUAAUGUGAACUGUGUAUUGGCUGUGAAAGGUACUUGUGAAAAGCAUGCUUCCUUUCAAUAUUUGCAUUGAAACAAUGGUGCAUAUUGAUAUGCAGACUAUCAAAGGACAAAUAGCAUUUAUAUAUCCAGAUUCUAGGUAAAGUAGUACAUAUCAGUUAUACUGUCAUUGCCGUUGUUGAAUGUAUUGGUUUUAUUCGCCCAGGUGUCAGUCCUGCAAUUGCACUAGAGGGCAACCUUCCUCGUUUUCCCCUAAAAAUUUCUUGAGAAAUAUAACGGAAUAAUAAUCAUUCUGUGUUCAAACUUGAAUGUGUUUAUACUACUGCAUGUGAAUGGUUUGGGGCUGUUGGGAUAACUUUGGGUCGCCUCUGAAAGUAUGAAUGAAAUAAAAUGCUCUUAUAGUCUUAGCAGAGGAAGAAACUAUUAAAGUCAAACCUUUUAUGAUGAAAGUUCUAUAUUAUGCACUGUAAAUUCAUAUUUGGUAUUUUUAUGAGUUGAUUUUACUGUAAUCUGCCCAUGUUGCCUGUUCUUUUCAUAUAUUCAUGUUGCAAUAUCAGUAUAAAAAAAAAUCAAAAGGGUAAUUUCAUUCAGGGAAAUAUUUAGUAUGCAAAUUUUGCUACAGUAGAAUGUUGAAUUAGCUAUAUUCAGGAUCAGGAGUAUGAAAAGGUCUGUUUUUAGUGUACUUUAAGCGGUUUCUUUAUGAAUUAUUACAUGUAAAAAGUUAUUGAA